CCAUCUCACGUGUUACAAAAUGGCAGCCACCAUGGGACUCCGAGCUCGCAGUCUAAAUCUACCUGUUUCAUUGCUUAACGUCGUUUGCCGGCGUCAGUUAAGUUCCACAAGAACGCUGUUCGCAGAAACCAAAGAAGCUGACAAGGAAAAUGGAAGUAAAUCUGAGGAGGAGACGAAGAUGACGGACCUCGAGCAGAAGCUAACGGAAGAGAAGGCGAAACUAACAGCUCAAGUAGCAGAGUAUACAGAUAAAUAUAAACGAGCCCUUGCCGAGACGGAGAACGUGCGGAUGAGGUUUACCAAGCAGCUAAACGAUUCCAAGAUCUAUUCCAUCUCAGGGUUCUGUAAAGACCUCCUGGAGGUGGCCGAUAUCCUGGGGAAGGCGACGACCAGUGUUCCAAAGGAUGCUGUGAGUGGUGCUGAUGCAAACAUUCACCUCAAGAACCUCUAUGAGGGCCUUGUCAUGACAGAGACACAACUACAGAAGGUAUUUGCCAAGAACAAGCUAGAAGUGAUAAACCCUGUUAACAAUGAGAAGUUUGACCCCCACAUUCACGAGGCUCUCUUUGAGCUUCCUGUUCCAGACAAGGAGCCAGGGACAGUCGCCGUUGUAGAGAAAUUAGGAUAUAAAUUACAUGAAAGGACUCUUAGACCAGCCUUAGUAGGGGUCACCAAAGCAAUUUAAUACAUGCCCUUUAACCUGUUGUGAUGCUGAGAGAAAGAAAGAAAGGAACAAUGCAAUGUGAUCAAUGAACUUGGCUUCUAGACUUGAGGAGAUAUCAAGAAAGUAAACUAGACUAUCGGAAACCUCUUCGGCAGCAGAAAAGGAGAACUGGACUUAGGCCUGGAGCCCUGGACUAAAUCGGUCUUGCAUCAUGUUGGACCAUGAGCUCUGAAGAUUGGUCUUGGUACACCUCUAUGGCUAUGCGGAUAUCAUGUCUAUAUAGAUUUAAGAAUACUGUUGCCUCUUCUUAUAGUCGACAUUGAUUUGUCUAAUUUAUGUAGAGUUGACUUUUUAAUUUCUAAAUGCCAAGGUCAAAUCAUCUUAACAGUUAAAUUUUAAUACAACAAACACUCAUUGUCCAAAUUUAUGAAUGUGGUCAACUCUGUAAGAAGGAAAACUUUCAUGAAGCUAAGCCUCAUAAUAGAUCACCUAUAUGGUCAGGCGUGAUUUAUAAAAUAGAAGUCUUUUAAACAUAAAUCUUUAUACUGUAUGUUUUUGUAGAAAACAAAUACAGGUUAAUUACUAAAUUUUGUUUCUGUUUUGUAUGUGUACUUCUUAUGCCAGGUCCCAAAAUCAGGCUUAUGGCCUCAGGGCAUUUCCAUAGGAAUAAUAGUGCUUUCCAUUUAUGACAUCUACAUUCUAAAAUUUCAAGUUAUUGAACUUCUUGUAAUGAAACUGCAAAAGUGAUCAUCGAGGCCUGGAGUUAUCUAGUUAUGUGUCUUGUGAAAAUUGAUAAUAAUAAUAAUAAUAAUAAUAAUAAUAAUAAUUGCCUAAUAGUCCACUCCUAAUUUUAUUAAACCGAAACGGAAAUUCUUUUUGCCCAAUUGAUCGUGAGCCCGAAAUUAAAUUUCUAUCAAAUUAAUAUAUUCUUAUAUAUGUUUUAGCCCACUUUCUUUUUAAAGCAAAUGUCACAGAGGUGCCAUGUGGGCCACGAUUAUGGUACAAAUAGCAGUUUACUGCCAUUUUUUGGACAAAAAGAGACCCUCUUACGUCUUAUCCCAUUAUAUUUAACAUCCAACUGAUGAAAGACAUUUAGUGACUCAGCAAAUGAAAUGGUAAUAAGUGUAAAAGGAAGGUUAGUUUGAAAAGCAGGAAUUCUUCCUUUUCAUUUAUCUCAAUAUUUUUUGAGCCAAUUGGUAUGGACAUGCACGUAAUAAAACCGGAAGUACAUGUAUAUCGUAAUGCAUCUUUACCGGUAUAUUCAUAUAGAUUUUAUAUCAAUAUAAAUCUACAAUACAUGGUGGUAUAGAGUACCCAAAUGCUCUCGUCAUAUUCGCUCGUCGUCCGGGCUACUGGUUUCAAACAACAGAGCCUGCAAAUGCAGUUUAGCGUGAAAUCAUUCAAGCAGCGAGCCUGGAGCAGGGCAAAUACAGUGUUUGGGGCUGGUGUGAUCACCCUGCAAUUGUUUAGCACAAAAUCGUUUCGAACCAGCAACCUUGACAGCUUGGCCAGUAUGAUGUCACACUUCGGUACUCUAUCGCUCAUUACCUAGUUACACUAACAGAGACUGGUAUGAUAUUGUCAGUUAUUCGUCGGUCUAGAGUCAGUUUUCGCAGUGUGGCUGUGGGAUUGAGACCCAAGUGGCAUCAAAAAUAUGUAAUUCAUCAAUAUGGAAAAAUAAAAACUAUUAUUCAUGUAUACCUGUCA
Molecule: messenger RNA, 2371 nt
Organism: Strongylocentrotus purpuratus (purple sea urchin)
Lineage: Eukaryota; Metazoa; Echinodermata; Echinoidea; Camarodonta; Strongylocentrotidae
Product: grpE protein homolog 1, mitochondrial
Exons: 4
Coding region: 20-685 (221 amino acids)
Biological process (GO): protein folding; protein import into mitochondrial matrix
Cellular component (GO): PAM complex, Tim23 associated import motor
Molecular function (GO): protein homodimerization activity; adenyl-nucleotide exchange factor activity; protein-folding chaperone binding
Source: RefSeq, a predicted model, not a curated record